Molecule: messenger RNA, 1237 nt
Organism: Gastrolobium bilobum
Lineage: Eukaryota; Viridiplantae; Streptophyta; Magnoliopsida; Fabales; Fabaceae
Product: splicing factor U2af small subunit B-like
Exons: 5
Coding region: 54-995 (313 amino acids)
Biological process (GO): mRNA splicing, via spliceosome
Cellular component (GO): U2AF complex; spliceosomal complex
Molecular function (GO): metal ion binding; pre-mRNA 3'-splice site binding
Source: RefSeq, a predicted model, not a curated record
ACGAAGAAUUAGAAAGAAGGCAUUGAGGGGGCUGUGGAAAACAAACCCUAACUAUGGCGGAGCAUUUGGCAUCGAUAUUCGGAACAGAGAAGGAUAGGGUUAACUGCCCCUUCUACUUCAAGAUCGGAGCUUGCAGACAUGGCGACCGUUGUUCCAGACUUCACACUAAGCCCACUAUUAGCCCCACUCUUGUUCUCUCCAACAUGUACCAGAGACCUGACAUGAACAUGAACAUCAUUCCUCAACCUAAUCAAAAUCCACCUCAACCUCAAUCUCAAUCCCUCGACCCCGACAAGGUCCAGGAUCACUUCGACGAUUUCUACGAAGAUCUAUUCGAGGAGCUCAGCAAGUAUGGCGAGAUCCAAAGCUUGAAUAUUUGUGACAAUUUGGCCGAUCACAUGGUUGGCAAUGUGUAUGUUCAGUUUAAAGAGGAAGACCAUGCUGCCAAUGCCCUAAUGAAUCUCACUGGAAGAUUUUAUUCGGGUCGACCCAUCAUUGCUGACUUCUCUCCUGUUACGGAUUUUCGAGAAGCUACUUGUAGGCAGUAUGAGGAAAAUGUAUGCAAUCGAGGUGGCUACUGCAACUUUAUGCAUCUAAAGAAGAUUAGCAGGGAUUUGAGAAAGCGGUUAUUUGGAAGAAAUAGGCGAUGGAAUGGCCGCAGUGGAAGCAGAAGCCGGAGCCCUCCGAGGAAUCGUAACUAUGAGGAGCGCUCACAUGCUGGUCGUAAUCCUGGUAGAAGAGAUUUUGACAGGCCUCAUGGCGGCCAUCAUGGUGGUAGGAGGCCUAGAAGCCGGAGUCCUCCUCGGUAUAGAGGGAGACGAAGUAGAAGUCCAAUGGGCAGGGAUAGGAGUCCAAUCAGAGAAAGUAGCGCAGAAAGGAGAGCUAAAAUAGAGCAAUGGAACAGGGAGAAGGAAGUAGAAGAUUCUGGUAACAAGACCAAUACGAAUAGCAAUGAUUAUGAAGAUCAGAGUGUUGCACAAAAUGGUAGUGAAUAACCAUCAGAUAUAGCAGCAUCAUAGUGAUUUGGUCUUAAAUGAAAAGAAACCCUGUAAUAAUAAUGUGUGGUCAAGUAAUCUGUUUUGUCUGGUUUGCAUCUAUUGAGUUGGUUUUAGUUGUUACUGUUAUCAUUUGUCUUAUUCUGAAUUGUUAAUUUAGUUAUAGAACUCUGUAAUAUCCAUAUCAAUAACAGUUUAAUUUUCCGCUUUAAGUGUGAUGUUCCUGCACCUUGAAGGGAGAA